AUGUACCUACCUGAACCUCAACGCCAAUGCACUUGUCAUGAAAAUGACCCACCUCCUUGGACCGGAGAAAUCCACGGCCUCAGUCAAGUUUCCAUGAAGUUGACUUCUGAGAAGGAGUUUGAUCAUUUUUAGGCUCUUCUAAGCGAAACUUUACCAAUGAAAGCUUUUUGGUGGAUUGUAAUGGUUACGUGUAUCUCAUUUGGGGCUGUCACAACUUGUUUGGUAAUUAUUGAAUAUAUCAAUGGCCCCACUGCGACAUCAACUACAAUUCGAUUGGUUUGAAUUGAAACCAAACUUUUUACAAAUUUAGUGCUUCAGGUUGACAGUCUGGAGCUUCCAGCCAUCACAAUUUGCCCAAAAGUGCCUGACUCUUUCAAUCGAACUGGUUUGAUUGGAGACGUUACCAGUAGUUUACCUGAAAUUGAUGAUAAGACGGUUUUGGAUUUGAUAAGGUGCAGUGAAUUUUGAUAUUGGGUGUUUUAAAACAAGUCAUUUUGUCGUAUGAUGGUUCAAAAUUACGAAAGAUCUGAAAAUUUCAUUGACUUUCGAAAGAUCUCUUCAACUUCUUUGGGCUGAUUUUCGUGAAGGGAAAAUGACGAUUUUUGAUUGUCUUUUGAAGAGUUGGAGAGUGACAAAGAGACAGAAAUUAUGAAACUGUUUUUUUCUCGAUAAUUUUUUUCUGUCGGUUGCUCGAGAGAGAUACAAAAUUUCAAAAAAAUUUUUUUUCUUGAAUCAGAAAAAAAUCUGGAUUUUUUUAUAACUCUAAAACUGACUGCUGAGCAAGUUUUUUUAUUUUGAGGAAGAAAAUUGAAGUUUCUCACAUCUCAUCAAUUUUCCAGAUUCUUCAUAGCUGGAAGCGGUUUAGAAAAUAUGAACGACGUUCCUUACUUCAACCGAACUUAUUUAAGUUACUUGAACAAUUUGUACAAAAUUUGGUCCGAAGGCUACACGGUUGGCGAAUUUUUCGACCUCAUACAGGUUUGAUUCAAUUUUUCACUGCUUGAUAAAAAUUUCAAACUUUUUUUUCAGAAUCGAUACGGUUAUAAAUGUGAGGAUCUUUUUUACGAGUGUGAAUUUGGUGGAAAAACGAUAGACUGUUGUUCGGAUUUGAUGGUGAGAAUGCCGGUAAUGAGACGAGGGAUCUGCUAUCAAACAAGGGUUUGGGUCAAUCAGGUUGGUUUUUUUUAACCAGGAGCAUUUUUUAACCCGGGACUUCAUGAAAUGGCGAAACACGCAAACUGUGACAAAAUAGCGCUAUUUCAAGCUUUUGAAGUGUCUCAACUCGAAAACCAGGCCUAGUGCAAGAAAUUUUCCUUCUUGUUUUAAAAUUAGGAGGUCUCAAAGAACCCUUUUAAAAGUUUAGAUUCGAAUUUCAACUGUGAUAGAAACGUUAUAUUGAACAUUUUGUAAGAACCUUAUUUUUUUUCAGACUGAAGCUGAUGACAUCGGCCGUAUAGUUUUCCAUUUGAAAGCUUCUUCCAGUGUCACCUACCCAGACUACAAUUAUACUCAAGUUCGAAAUUUUUGGUUUUUAAAUGAAAGAAAUGCAAAUUACCACUUCUUGAAAAAUAUCCGGCAAAUAAAGCCUCAUGCUUUUUUUAGCAAAAAUUUUUUUAUAGCGAAAUCAUGAAACCAGAUGGAGCUUGGCUAAAGUUUACUUUGAGAACGAUGGCAAGAAAAAGUGGAGAAAAAGAAAAAUAUGAAUAGAAUAAACUGUUUAGAAUUAUGAUUCAUCUAUAUUUGUUUUGAUUUUUAUUUCUUUAAAAAUUCUCUCGAUUCAUGGAGUUUUCUUUUUGAGCCUUGUCUGACUUCGAGUUUCGAGACUGAUUUUGAAAAAAAUUGAGUGGUUUUUUUAUACAGCUUUAUUGAAGAACGCGAAGUGAAACUCCCUUUUUUGGAGCUUCCGGCCAAAAAAAGUAUUUUAGUUUGAAAGUUUGAUUUUUCAGCUUAAACGCAGAAUUUCGGGAAAAAUUUUUAGACCUAGCUUCGAUUUUUCAAGCUGCUUUUUUACGCGGGAUUCUUCAUAAAUAACCUUUUUUUCAGCCUCAAAUAAUCGUUUACAUAACCGACAAUCAUGACUUCAUCACGGACUUUCCUCGAUUCUACCUCUACCCACACGAAUGGAACAGAAUGAGGUUCACUGCAAGAUAUAUCGAACUUAUUCAAAAACGAAGAUGUCUGUACUAAUCAGGUGAAUGAUUUUUUUGUUGAAUUCAAUUUUUAUCAAACUUUUAGCUUUUCGGUAAAGACGCUGAAUGUAUGGUUCGAAAAUGGCUAAUGUCAAAUGUAGUGCUGCCUUUCAACUGCACUCUGCCUUACUUACAAAAUAUUCCGGAGCUUCCGCCAACUGAAGGCGUCUGUCGGCCGGAUAUCUUGGCGGACAAUUAUUUGAACACAAUUCAGUUGAUUUUCAACAGCGCUGAAGUUAAAGAAAAGGUCGGGGUUUUUUUGAAACAACGUUUCGUUUUAUUUGAGGUACAUAGUAGAAAAAAUUCCCGUUCAAAAAAAUUCGAGAGAAUGAUUUAAUUUUUGAUGAAAAUUGGACCCUUCAAAAAUGUUUUCCUAGGUUUUUUUUGGAGAUAUUUUAAAUAGUUUUGACCAAAAAAGGUCGUUUAAUUUGCGAUUGGAAACUUUGCAAAGUUUUGAAAUUUCGUUAAAAUAUUCCUUAAUAAACCAAAUAAAGUUCGUGAAAGUCUUAAUUUGUACAAAUUUUUUUAAAAAAAAAUAAGAACCCAAAGUCUUAAAAUGGCUCAUUUUUGCAAAAUUUACUUUAACUCUCAAGUUUCCUUUUUCAAUAACUAGAAUUUUGUGCAAAUUGGGACGGUCAGCAUCUUUUUCUGGUGCGUCAGAAGUGUUCUGGCCUAUUUUCAUAAGUAUCCUAACCGAGAAGUCGAAUGACCUUUUUCAUAAAAGAAAUUCCGAUGAGUUAUCUUUGAACUUUGAAUCCGAAGCUUCCAAGCCAAAAAGAUCAACAUGUUUCCCAUAUCUUUCGAAAGCAGACACAGGAAAGACUGCAAUACAUUACUCCCCAGAUGUCAUUAUUCAUUCCAGAAUAACUACGUUCUGUCCAAUUGCGACAUGAUGAAUGACCAAAAAUAACUUUGGAGAGGAGGAAAAAAAAAGUUUUGCAGUGCACGCCGGGAUGCAAACGCUGGGAUUACCAAACGUCGAUGCAACAAAGUCAGACCCUUUCUCCGUUUGAGAAUUACGUUUUUAACCUUGAAGCUUCGUUCAACGACUUGCAAGUAAUCUUUUCAUCUAUUAUCAAUCCAUUGUUUGGCUGAAUUUCUUUUUAUGGAACUUUGAGAAGAUGUUGGCUUUUAAAGAAAGGGAAGUGUUACAAGAAAGGCAAAUUUUCAAGCUUUCGAUUUUUCAGAGACCUCACAAACUUUCUUUAACUUUUUGCGGGACUUCUUGGAGAGAUAUUUUAUCAACUUCCCUUCAAAUCCCAAAUUUUCUCUGUUCUUCGGCAGUCUUUCAAACUUUGAUUGAAAAAAAUGACGAAAACGAGAGAUUUCGAAGCAGGAAUCUGGUCUACUUCUUCAAAAAAAAAGUCUUGAAAGCUGAUGAAGGGAUGAAAACUUGAUUUUAAAAAAUACAUCAUUGAAGUUUUAGGUUUGUGGCUGAGAACGCAGGAUUAUCAAACUACUGUUAUUGUUUAUGUAACUUUUUCAUAUUGACCAAAUUUUACAUUGAAAUUUCCUCUCCCAAUAUCCCAAAAAAAUGUUCCCACUUAUCAUUAAUCUCACAAAACUACGAUUUUUUUGUAUUCUGAAGCAAAAAAGAACAUCUCCGGCAGGAAAACUGCCUAGCAGUUCAAAGAUCUCAUAGAUUUGAAAAUUUUCUGUUCCAUAAUUUCCCACAUAAUUUUUCUUGAAGCAUAAUCUUUUUUUCUUUUUAAACUUGAAUGUAUUUUUUUGAACAAUUUCCAAGAAGUCUAGAUUCAUAUAAUUCGAUUUUUUUCAGAAGGAUUGACUUGGCAAUAGAAAAAGACGGCUUGGAUGGAAAACCAUCUAUUUUCUUUGCUAUAACCUUCAAUUUUUCUCACGAUUUUGAUGGUCGGUUGAGAAACUGAAGAGAUUUGCAAGAAUCCUUAUUCCUGUCCCUAGGAUUCAAGCUGAAAAAAAUUUUGCCUCUUUUUUUAUCAAUUAUUUUGCUAGAAUUCAAAAACACUAAAAAAACCUUUUUACCUAUACUAAUAACGCAUUUUGAAUCUCCGUUACUUGGCAAAAACAUAGCAAAGAAAAAAAUGAAAGAAAAAUGUUUGCAAAGAUUCGUCAAAUUCCCAAACGGCCGCAAAAAUCAAUUUUUCUCGUAAAAAUUAUUUAUGAGAAACAAAAACCAUUCUUGAAAGUCACAUGAGAGAUGAAAUUUACAUUUUGAAAUAUUCUCAUCCCUGAUAUUUUUUUCCGUUUUAUUCAUGUUUCUUUCGUUUUCUUCCACCAAAAACUCUUUUCGGAAACGAGUAAAUUUUUCCAAUUUCCAAAUUAAUUUCUUUCUUUUCUUGUCCCUUUGAUAGCAACUACAAGUAUUUUUGAGUGCAAGGAGUGGAAGUAACUUCUCUUUCUGAAAAAAAAGUUUUUUGAACUCGAGGCCAUUUUCUGUGCCUCGCACUUCCUUUUUAGUUUCACAUCCUCUAAUUUCUUUUUUUACACCAAAAUAAAACCAAAUUUAAAACUUUUUUUACUUUCUUUCAUCUCAUUUUCCAUGAGUUUCUAGUUCGAAAAUGGGAAUGAAUUGAAAAAUUUUUUUCAAAUUAAAUAGCAAAAAAAUUCAUUAUCGACCUUGAAAAUGUUUUUUUGGAAAUCUCAAAAGAGAUCUCCAUUUUAAGAAUUUUGUAUCUCGCAGUUUGCGGAAAGAAUUUCCGUGGAACAAAAAAAGGAUUUUCUGAAUGAGACGCUUAAAAACAAGAAAUCAUGAGAUUCGUUUCCCUCCUCUAGCUGUCAAAAACUUGGACUACUAGUUCACUUUUUUAGUUUCCGUUGUUUCUUUUCAUUUGAUUUCCAAAUUUCAGUUCUAACCCAAACUUUUUCAGUACGAAUACGUGAAAGAAGUGUACACAACGUCGGUUCCUGGGUUUAUGUCCCAAAUUGGAGGUUUUUUCCAAGAAAAUUACCCUCUCAUAUCUGAGAACGGCUUCAGGGCAAUUUGGCUUCUUUCUUGGGCUUUCGAUAAUCACUCUUCUUCAAAUGGUUAUUUACGGAGUUCACACGGCGUUCCAGUUCAUCCGCAAGAGGAUUUUGAAACGGGUUCCUUUUGCUAAGGUUCACCCGGUCAACGCUGAUGGUGAGUAUUAAAAUGAAAAUCAGAAAAAAUUUUUUCAAGACGACAAAAAAUUUCAAAACUUGGAGACAACUGGUUUUUAAAAAGUAAAAAGGUGAACAAAGUAUCUUUUACAUUGACAGAAAGUUUUCAGAAGGCCCGCUUUUGAAAGAGCUUAAGAAUUUGGGGAAUCUGAACUGAUGUUGGUGUUUAAUUUUCUUCUCCCAACAACAUAAAUAUAGUGUUUCUAUAAUUUUAAUGCUUACAAAUGCAAUCAUUCCAAUCAAAAAAAUCAACAGAACUAUAUGUUAUGACAAAAUGCAAGCUAUGUGAGAAAAAAGAUCAAACAUCCUAGCUGAAAAUUGAAACAGGUAGAAUCAUUUCAAAACCGCGAGUUUCAGAACUUUUUGCCUCGCCAGUGAGAAAAAAGCUAGAUUCUCGAAGUAUCUUUUUUUGAAUCAGAGGAGGAACUGGUUAAACUUCUACGGUGUUUGUGUAGUACAUUCAGAAGAUUUCGAUUUGAUUUUUACACCAAAAUUUUGAAUGGUAUAAUGAUUUUAGUUUCAUUUGAAAAAAGUAUAAAACAUGUAUCAGAUUCCUUUUUAGACAAGAACGUCAAAGUAAUCAGCCACGUCCAUUCAAUCUACCCGCCAGAGGUCGACGAAGCCAACGACAGGGUCGCCACUCUAUCCAGGAGAAUCCUUCACAACGUCACAAAUCCUCCCAGUCCAGUCUCCACAAUCAUUGAUUCGGUUGAUCUGCCGCCAGAUUGGGGUGCUCAACAUCUCAACAGGAUGCAGACCAAUCCAAUCUUCCGCGAAAAAAGCACUUCCGUCGAGAGUUCGCCUUGA
Molecule: messenger RNA, 6113 nt
Organism: Caenorhabditis auriculariae
Lineage: Eukaryota; Metazoa; Nematoda; Chromadorea; Rhabditida; Rhabditidae
Source: the annotation of a GenBank genome assembly